Molecule: messenger RNA, 184 nt
Organism: Caenorhabditis elegans
Lineage: Eukaryota; Metazoa; Nematoda; Chromadorea; Rhabditida; Rhabditidae
Source: the annotation of a RefSeq genome assembly
UGGCAGGUGAUUAGGUGAGGCAUCUGACCAUCCAAUCUUUGCUCACGAAUGCAGUAAUCAAUUGUGUGAAUGCGAUCGAAAAUUUGUGGAGUGUUGAGCAAAGUAUCCGGAGCCAACAGGAGAGCUAAAGUGCCCACACCCCAGGCUCUCCCGUUUUUUGCUGAAAUUGCAGAAGUUGAGCUAA